AUGAUCUUCACCGCCCUCAGCACCCUCCUGCGCCUCUGGCGCAACGCGCACGACGCCGACGCCGACAGCGACGCGGAGAGCGUCGACGUCGAUUGGGUGGCCCGCACGGGCACCACCCCCGUAAUCGUGACCGUAACCCCACCCACGCCCACACACCCACGCCCCCGCCCCUACACUGCGGACGCGGCCUUUCAAGACGCGUACGGGCGCGACUCCCUAUGGCUCCCACGCACCCCGCGCCCGCCGCCGUACGCUGGACGCGCGCGCUACUCGUGGCCGCCUCCCUACCCCGGCCAAUCACGCUACGCCGAUCUCCCUCCCUCAUACACGGCGGAUCCCGAACGCGCGUUCCCCAAGCCCCCCUCCCCUGCAGCCUUCCCCGCCGGCGCUAUUCCGUCGUCCUCGACGGCCCCUCCCUUCCCCAUCACCUCCUCGGAAGCAGACGCGACACAAACACCGGCGACCCUAUGUCGAAUCAUAUUCAACCUCGGCUGGAUAUGUCCACUAGUCUGGCUCCUCGCCAUCCCCUUCCUCCUCGUCCCGCAUCUCCCCUUCCCGCUCCCCCAAGCACUCACCCCCUACGGCCCCCUCACGCCCCUGCGCCUCGCUACAGAGCGACACUGGGCCAAGCGCAGCCUCAGCGCCUUCUCGUCGCUCUCCACCCUGGCGGGCAUCGCAGUCGCCGUCUUCUACAUGGCGCACCACCACCCCCACCCCCACGACCCGGCGGGUGCCUCCCUCGCCCUCUGA
Molecule: messenger RNA, 750 nt
Organism: Heterobasidion irregulare TC 32-1
Lineage: Eukaryota; Fungi; Basidiomycota; Agaricomycetes; Russulales; Bondarzewiaceae
Exons: 2
Coding region: 1-750 (249 amino acids)
Source: RefSeq, a predicted model, not a curated record